AUGGAACCGAAACAAAUUUUUAGGGAGCUGAAGCUGCCUCUUCCUCAAAACCUACCGCAAGCAGUAAAAAACCUGCUUGAAGGUUGCUUACAAAAGGAUGGGAAAACAAGACCAGCGUUUACGGGAAUUCAAGAGAGUUUUGAGGAAAAAGUGAAGAAAGAAAUAGAAAAUAUUAAAGAGGAAGAAUGGAAACAAUUAGCAGAUCAGUGGAAGAAGUAUGCCACUCAAGAAUUGGAAAAGAUGAAAGAUUCAGUAAAAGGAAAUCAGUUAUUGCGUUGA
This is a messenger RNA of Enterobius vermicularis (human pinworm), 279 nucleotides long. The record is from the annotation of a GenBank genome assembly. NCBI's taxonomy places the organism in Eukaryota, Metazoa, Nematoda, Chromadorea, Rhabditida, Oxyuridae.